This is a messenger RNA of Amphiprion ocellaris (clown anemonefish), 9473 nucleotides long. RefSeq names its product protein tyrosine phosphatase non-receptor type 20 (gene ptpn20). The transcript has 47 exons. The record is from RefSeq and is a predicted model, not a curated record. Gene Ontology annotation, biological process: protein dephosphorylation. NCBI's taxonomy places the organism in Eukaryota, Metazoa, Chordata, Actinopteri, Pomacentridae. Bases 255 to 7472 code for a protein of 2405 amino acids. Gene Ontology annotation, molecular function: protein binding; protein tyrosine phosphatase activity. Gene Ontology annotation, cellular component: cytoskeleton.
CAAAAAGUUUCAGAUCUUCAGCGUGGGGCUGCUGGUAAUAGAGCAAAUGAAUGGGGCACCAUGUAUAGUUAAUGUCAUUGAUGAAUUACCUGCCAGAACCGAGCAGCCUUUACUGCGAGGACAUCAAAACAGCAAUGCGAUGAUCACAAGGAUUACUUUGGAUCCGUGCUGGGAGCACUGAAGAUAAUACAAAGGAUCAGCUCGCUGACACAGGCUACGUAUGGUACCAGGUGCGUGCGUGGAAUGUGUGCAGAAUGAGCAGCACAUUUGUUACAUUAGCUGAAGUUUUGGAGGCACGAGGGGGACCUCUGCUGGAAGAGGAGGUCUGGUCCCUGCUGCUGGGCACUGCAGAGUCUUUAGUGGAUGUCUCUUAUAAGGGUCACAACAAUAUGUGCAAUAUCAUAAGCCCCACCUCCUUGCUGCUGUCAGCCACUGGUACCUUAGCAUUUAAGAACUGUGGCCUAUCAGAUGAGGUAUCCACCUUCACUGCUCCGGAGAUGCUGCAGGGCCGUGCCAGCUCAACUAAACCUGCCACAGAGAGGAUGCUGGUGUAUUCACUGGGUAUGACUCUCUACUGGUCAGUUGAUUUUCACCUACCUCAAAAUCAGCCAGUCCAGUUGAGUGACCAUCUAAACAGCCUCCUCCUCAGCAUGUGUGAGGACCUGGCCCACCGCAGGGUAAAUCUCAACUCCAUCCUGGAAGCCUGCGAAUCUCAGCUCAAAGCCUCCAUCUUGCUGCCCCCCGCCAAAGUCAUCAGACAGCUUGUGGAGGAGGUUUUCCAUGAAUCAAUGGACCAGGGCUCUCUGCCAGACAGCAACGUCCCUUUGAGUGGCAGGAGUCAGAUGAUCAGAGAGAGACUUCAUGGAAAGCGAGGGCCACUUUCAGACUUCAGCGAAGGAAGUGCUGAAGGGAGAAGAUACUCAACGGACUCGGAUUCAAAGUCAGGGAGUUUACCUCAAAGACCUUGGAGACAAAGACCGAGAAGCUCUCCCACACCGCUCUACCAGUCUUCUUUAGACAGACUCCCUCGUGGGGUUCGUCACAGGGACAGCAACUGCAGUUGGCUUGGUAGGAGCCCCCACCAUGACAUCUCGCCCAAGACAUCAGGCAGAUCUCACAGUCCUUCCAUCACCUUUAGCGAGUCCUCGCUCAGCCUGAGCCAGAGAAAAGCAAAGGCACUGGGACCUGAAUUUGUCAGAAUGCCGGACGAGCAGCACAUCGUUCUUGAGCUUCCAGGAUCUAUUGUGUCCAGAAAGGGCCGUUCAUGUUCGUCUCAGAGAGAAGUGACUGUAGUGCUGCCUAACGGACAGUACGUGGUGGUUCGCUGUGACACUAAGUCCAGAGCAAGAGAUGUGUUUGACAUGGUGGUGGCUCACGCAAACUUGGUGGAACACUUUUACUUUGGUCUUGCCUUCCUAGAUGAUGAUGAAUAUUUCUUUUUGGACCAUGAAAUAAAAAUCUCCAAAGUUGCGCCUGACAGUUGGAAAAAAGGGCAGAUAUUGUCCUUUUUGGUGUUUCUUCGGGUCAAAUUUUUUGUUGACGACAUCUCCUUCAUUCUGCACAGACUGACUCGUCACCAGUACUACUUGCAGCUACGUAAAGAUAUCAUGGAGGACAGGCUUUACUGUAACGAGGAGACAGGACUGUUCUUGGCUGCUUUGGCUCUGCAGGCGGAGUUUGGUGAUUACAUGCCAGAGUUAUACGGGAAGAAUUAUUACCAGCCAGAGCACUAUGUGUCCAAGAGGAUGCUGGAAAAGCUUGCUCUGCCCAGCAUCAAGGAGGAGUUGCCAAGACUACAUGCAAGUCACGCCCAGAUGCUGCCAGAAGAGGCAGAAACGGAAUACCUAAAGAUUGCUCAGCAGUUACCAGAGUACGGCGUCAUGUUCCACCGUGUGGGAAGAGAGAAGAGGCCGGUGGUGGGAGAGCUAGUUUUGGGAGUCUGUGCCAAAGGAAUCAUCGUUUAUGAGAUGAAGAACCACCUCCGGACUGUCACUAGACGCUUCCUCUGGAGGGAAACUGACACCAUAUCCACUGGGGUAAAAAUAAGUGGCAACCCAGUCAGAUUGUGCAAUGCGCGACGGAAGCUGAUUAUUGAGUGUGGAGGGCCCAGCGGGAAAAAGCACAGUUUUGUCACGGAAAGCUCAAAAAUAGCACAGUACCUCCUGAACCUCUGCUCUGCACAGCACAAGUUUCAUAGCGAGAUGACGUCAAGACAGCUUAACCACACUAUGAUACCAGAUGAACACAUGGAUAAGUACAUGUCUGCAUACAGGGCUCGUAAUUUGAGCCUGAAGCGGAUGUCUUGCUCAGAGAACAUGCUGAACCAUGUAGGUCUGACACCCAGACACCCAGACUCCCUCUCCAAGUCCUGUGACGACCUGACGGCCAAGCUGGAGGCUCGGCUCCGGCAGCAGAGAGAGAUGAGGAGGGAGAUGAGCAGGGAGCUGAACAAGGAGCUGAACGAAACAGCAGACCUCAGGGAUGGAGGGAAAGAGCGACAGUCUUGGAGCACUCCAGAGCCAAUUCCCAGAAUGAUGUCCAGUGUUUCGCUACAGAAGCAGGAUUCUGACGCCUCAUCCUCCAUACGAGUUGAUACACCAACACGGACCCCACCAGAGAGAGAGAUAGUCUGCGUGACCCUGAAGAAAGAUUCCAAACUGGGCUUUGGCUUUGUGAUAGUAGGGGAGGACAAUACAGGUAAACUAGACCUUGGGAUCUUCAUUGCUUCCAUUGUGCCUGAUGGGCCUGCGGACAAAGAUGGACGAAUCAAACCCGGUGGACGCCUCAUCUCCCUGAACAAGACCAGUUUGGAAGGAGUAACGUUCAGUGACGCUGCUGCAAUCUUACAGAGCAGUCCUGACGAAGUAGAGCUCAUCGUGUCGCAGCCUAAAUACACUCUGAAGGACAGAAACAGUUCCUUGAGUCAAAGUACUCUUGGUUUGGCGCUGGAGAGGAGCUUUGGGUCACAGACCACCCUGAGUGGCAACGAGUUUCGUCCUGCCACGGAGGAACUGGAAGAAGCCAUCACACUGUCCAACAUGGCAACCCCGAAACAGAGCAGGAGGCUUCACAUUCCUGUUGUGCGAAUACAUGACGCCCAGGAUGCUUGUUCUAGGUCACCCUCUGUCUUAAGUCUUAAAGCAGCGGAGCAGUUUAUCGUGGAGCUGAAGAAAAGCAGUGGCAGUCUCGGCAUCAGUGUUGCUGGAGGAAUUAACACUAAUGUACGAUAUGGAGGCAUUUACAUCAAGAGUCUGGUGCCUGGAGGGGCUGCUGAGCAGGACGGACGCAUUCAGACUGGUGACAGACUGCUGGAGGUUGACGGGUCCAACCUGAGGGGCGUGACUCACCAACAAGCUGUCGAGUGCCUGAAGAGGACCGGGGAGGUGGUGAACCUGCUGCUGGAAAGGGAGCCUACGGUCAUCUUGGAGCCCAGGCCAGACUCACCCUGCCUCCCCUUGGUCCACAAUACAUCACAAACACAACCCCCCAGGACCGAGGUCUCCAUGGAAACGACCUUGAGUGGUCGAUCCAAGGGCUACAGCUUUGUAACUGAUGAAAACACACACGAAGUGGUCCUAAAAAAGAGUUUGUCUGGCCUCGGCUUCAGCUUUUACAUCUCACAUCUGCACUCGGGGCCAGACAGAGGCAGCGUGGUCCGCAUCAAACGUCUGUUCCCAGGUCAGCCUGCACAAGAAAGCGGCCUGCUGCGAGAGGGAGACGUGAUUCUGUCUGUCAACAAAGAGCCUGUCAAGGAUCUCUCUUACCAGAGGGUUUUGUUCUUGCUACGUGGAGCUCCGUCUGAAGUUCACCUGUUGAUCUGCCGACCAGGUCCUGGAGUUCUGUACGAUGCAGAUAAUAACACACUGAGCCCUGCACUGUUCCGUGAGGUUCGAUCUCGGUCGCUGGACAUCCGACUAGGAGAGGACUACAGCCAGCUCCUUAAGUUUCAAUAUGAUGACAACAUACGCAUCCUGAGGCAGCCCCCCAACCAGGAGGAAGAUCUGACCAAUUCAACAGGGAAAAGCCCAGAACCCCCUGCAGCUUCUCAGCUCCCAGAAAACCAGGAGAAUCAGGAAGGUGAAGUGCAGACCAACCAGGCUCUUCCAUCCCCUCCUCGGUCACCACCCUCCCCCACGUCACCUACAUCUCCUCCGUCACCAGUCUCGCCAGUCUCACCCGCCUCGCCGGCAUCACCCGCCUCACCUGCGUCGCCUACAUCACCUACAUCACCUGCAUCCGGCUCUCCACCAGCAACAGCAGAGCCAGAACCAGCUGCUGGGAAACCAGAGGAACAACAAGAAGUAGAAGCAAAGAAGAAGAACGAGGACCGAGAAGAGGAGGUUGCAACGACAUCAAACUCAACUGUGAUGCUUAUGGACGUCUGUCCUAAGACUGCUUCAGGCUCUGUAUAUGCCAGUGGGGUCAGAGAAGAGGCAGAUGGAAGUGUGACUUACUGCCUCAUGGGAAAUGGACUGACCAUCAUGGCAGAUGAAGAAUAUCUGACUAUCAGCUCCACACUGGAGCCUCCUCACAGUCUUCCCACCAGCAACACUCCAGCAAACAUCCUCCCAGCGCCUGGCUCUCAAACCUCCAGCGGUUUUCAGAGUCCAAACCUCAGCUCUCAUGUCUCCCCUCCCACCAUCUUGCCCCUCAACCUCUCGUCCGACAGCAUGACCACUUGCUCCCUGGCCCACCCAUCUCAGCCGCUCACGACUCAGCCCCCGAAAACCAAACACCACCCUAUCCAGCAGGGGCUUCUUCCAAGCCACUACAAAGCCAUGUCCAAGAAAAGCCGACCUCUGGUGCCUCCACCUCAGCCUCCGCCCCUGACCCCCAUCACAGCUCAGAUAAUCUCCUCUGUGCCUCCCUGCACCAGCCCACCUGCCCUGACGCUGCCCCCUGCAGCGCUGCCCACUACUGCCCAGGUCCACACGCCGCUCAGAGAAGAGCCUGAGAAGAAAGAAAAGGAGUACAAGGACGAUGAUGAGGAUGAAAUGGAUGAAGAGGAGAAGGAGAGUCGUAGAAAGGGUUUGGUUAAAGAGUUUGAGCUGACAGUGGUUCUGACCAAGUCCAGGAGCGGAAGCUUUGGGUUUACUAUCACCCGAAGCAAACUGGACAACUGCUACUACAUACAGGAAAUACUGGACAACCCGGCGAAGGCAGAUGGACGGCUGAGGGCAGGAGACAGACUCAUCACUGUAACUGGGCAUGAUGUUACCAGUGUGGCAGAUGAUGUUGCCAUGACGAUUCUCAGAUCAUCUCCAAGAAGACUGAGUAUGACACUGGGGAGGGCAGUCAGCAACCUGGUGGCUCCGCCUUCCUGUGACAGCCUGCCUGAUAUUGUUCUCUACAAGACACCAUCAGGACAGCUGGGAAUAAAGCUGACAGGUGGCAUUGGCAGCAAAUGGCAGGGCAUCUACUGUCUGGAGGUGGUGCCAGGCUCCCCGGCUAGCGAGGAGGGCAGCGUCCAACCUAAUGACAAGAUCCUGUACAUCUGUGGGAGAUGCACCCUGGGAAUGACCCUGGAGGAUGCCGUCAAAGCCUGCGAGAUCGCCCCGCGUAAAGUGAAACUUAAAAUCCUCAGAGAAGACCAGCCGGUGACCCCCAAGGCUAAGUGGAAUGGCCUGUUUGACUGGAAAAAAGAUAGGAAGUUCUUUGCUCGUUUUGAGGAGCCAGUCUCUCCAGAGAAAGAAUCUCCUCCUGAAGAUGCUGAAGCUGUGUGUAGGACUGCUGGAAAAUUCAGAUGUCUCUCUCUCACCCAAGAACAGGAUAGUUGCAUCAUGCAGGUGGAGUUCACUAAACCAGAAGGAGGAGGCCUUGGCUUCGCUUUGGUUGGGGGAACAAAUGGCAGCAUGCUCAGAGUGAAGGAAAUAUGCUCUGGUGGAGUAGCAGAGCAGGACGGUCGGCUGAGAGUGGGAGAUAUUCUAUUAGAGGUGAAUGGUGUGAUUGUGUCCGGACUGAGCCACAGCAAGGUGGUGGAUAUUCUGCGUAAGGCUGAGGGUACUGUACAGCUCACCAUCUGCAGAGACAUCCUGCCCCUGACCUACUCUGAGGCACCGACGCCACCCAACAUGUCCGCGCACACUGAAGCUAUUUUAGCUGAGCAGCCAGCUCCUGUAUCCAGCCCUGAUGCCUGUACUUCACCGGAUGUCAUGCUGAACAGACCAGUCGAGUGCCUCCCUGAGGCAACUUCAGACCCUGUGGUCAAUGAACCAGAGGUUGUCCUAACUUCGCCGCCUCCUCCACCUCGCCGACUGACUGUCGUAACAGAUGAGAUUUCAGUUAAAGAGGAGAGUUGUAACAGCACCCCUUCUCAUCAAGCUUGCUGCCCAUCCCUCAAUGUCACUGACAUGUUGCAUGGAGCUUCUGACAGGAAACAAAUUGUGACCAAACUUUUGGACCAGUCCUGCAAAGACAUCCGGAGAACCCAGUCAGAUGGCUGGAGCAGCGAAGAAGAUGAUGAUGUAUUUGACGCCGCAGGUCAGGAACUGACCUCCCUCCAAACAGGCCCACCCAUAGUGUCAGAGGAGGAACUGGCCAGUCUAGCACUCAUUACUCCUGCAAAGACCAGCCAGUAUUCAGGCUCCAGGGUCAAAGCUCUCAUCCAGAUUCUGCAGCAUCAGCUGGACCAGCAGGAACUGGUCAAAGAGUUCAUGGCUCUGGAGCAUUUGAAGCCCUCUGACAACUGUCUGGUGGGAAAAGCCCCUGAAAACAGAGACAAGAACCGCUACAGGGACAUCCUACCUUAUGACAAAACCCGUGUUGCCAUUGGAGAGAACCAGGACUACAUCAACGCCAGCUACAUCCGCAUGCAAGUCGGAGCUGAAGAGUUCUUCUACAUCUCCUGCCAGGGCCCCCUGCCCUCCACCGUGCAGGCCUUCUGGCAGAUGAUCUGGGAAAACAAGUCUGACGUCAUUUCCAUGAUGACCCAGGAAAUAGAACGGGGAAGGAUCAAAUGUCACAAGUACUGGCCCGAGAAGCUGGGUGUGCCUCUGAACACUGGCAGGUACCAGCUUCACCUGGAGAACCAACAGUAUCUGGAAUACUUUCACAUCAAGAUCAUCCGCAUGGUAGAGACGGAGACUGGUGAGACUCACUUUGUUCGUCACUUGAAGUUCACACACUGGCCUGACCACGGCGUGCCACACUGCUCCGAGCAGCUGGUUCGCUUCAUCCGCUACUUGAGGGCGGUGCACCACAAAGGGCCUGUCACUGUGCACUGCAGUGCUGGCAUCGGGCGCACAGGAGUUCUCAUCUGUACUGACAUUAUCCUCAGCCUCAUUGAAAGAGAUUUGCCUAUUAAUGUGAGCGACAUCGUAAAAGAGAUGAGACUUCAGCGGCAUGGGAUGAUUCAAACCAAGGAACAGUACCUCUUCUGCUACAAAGUCUGGUUGGAGGUUUUACAGGGGAUUUUACAGCUUCACGGCAACCAAUGGCAGCCAGAAAGUCCCAGAGACCACAAAGUUGUUUGAAUGUUUCCACCUCCAGUUCACCUACCUGUAAAGCACAGGCUGUGUAUGUUUGACCAUGUGCAGUCUAUCACAGCAUAGCGAUCCACUGGUGAGACCUUUUUCUUUGGCUGUCCUUAGUUUAGUUUGCUAUAAUAUGAAAUCUGUAUUCUGUUUUGCUACAAUGACUUCAACUUUAAUUUUUUUGUCCGUAUAUGUGUUCUCGGUGCUGUGAUUAUGUCAAUUUAAUUUAGAUCACUGAGGUUGUUUUGCCUUUUCAGGUUUAGUGAUUUGCCUUCUGUCUCAACUAUCUGUUUUUUAUUUUUAUUUUGUGUCACUAUUUGAUUGUAUCUCCUUUAUUUUUCUCCACGUCUUUUAAUUUGCAAAUUGCAUUUAUUUUUAACACUCAUAUUUGCAUGGAAUCUAAAAUCUGGUAAUAUUCGCAUCUUUUAUCUGGCAGCAAUGUCAUCAAAGUGCACAAGUAUAAGAUCAUCAAACCAAAGUUAGUGUCUGUCUAAAACCUUCAUGUUUAACAUUGAUUAAGCAUUGUGUUAUCAUUUCAUUUAAGUGCAUUUGUACCCUGGGGAAAGGGGCAAAAGACCAUUAUUGAUUUUUCAAUUCAUCAUCUAAGGAAAUGAAAAGAAUCAAGUGCCUUGGAAAGACACGCCCCACUUGCUCCAUAUUGACCCGAGGCCACUUGUCACAAGCGGUCAGGGACGGAGAGCAAGAGACUGAUUUGAAAGCACCUGACGGUGGUUAGAUUGAAUGUGCAGCUUUCAGUCUCUUAGUGGUCUGAGGUGGACAUUUGGUUGAUCCAAACCAGAGGAGGAUUACAUCUCAUCUUUUAGUUAGUUACUGUAAAUUGUAACUUGGAAACAGUGUGAUGUUUGCACACCGCCUGUCAAUCUUUUUUUGUUUGUGGGCUCAUUUUAUACAAAACACUAUCACAAGGAAAGUUUUACUACACAUUAUCAUAACUUGCGCAUCCUAAUACAGAUAAAGAAUGAUUCCACAUAAAAUAAAAAAAACAUUUUGAAUAAAUUCAUAAAUUUUCACUAUUUUACUAAAAUUUGGACUAGGCAUUAACACUAAGUGUUCAGAUUUUUUUUGUAAAACGUACAAAACUGAUUUAAAUGUAAUGUAAUUAAUUAGUCGCUGGGCUUUUAAGUGUAACUUAUGUGACAACAUCCUUUAUCUGUAUUCCAUAGCUAUUUUAAUACAAACUCAGCCAAAAAUGCAAAAAAUAUUAAGAGGUUUACAAACUUUCCAUUUUGCCACUUUAGAAAACUGAACAAAGCAACAGAGCUGCAUACAUCUUCAAGUUACAGAUCAAAGAUGAUUUAUAGCUGCUGGUUUGAACCUCAACCUUUGGAUGUCACUGCUUGUGAGCUUUGUUCAUUUAGCUGCUAUCAAAGACACACCAGCUCUCUUAUUGCAUGCAGACUCUUAAAGUACAGAUGUCUUAGCUUGGAGUUUGACCGAAUGACUUGAUCAAAAUGUGGAAUGUAACAAAGCAAUACUCUCCAUGAGGAGAGGGGAUCAGAAUGUCAAUUUCUUACCCGAUAGCAUCUUCCAAAGCGUUUGGAGCAUGUUGGUAAGACAUAUGCUGUACUGUACCUUUGCCAUGUGGAUGGCCAUGCAGAGCCAUCAGCCUCUGUACUGUGUAUGCAACAUCUUUUCACUCAGUGCUGGUCGGUUGGUUUCCAGCGACAGCUAACCCUCUGUUAUGUGCAAGUUCAUGUUCUCUUUGAGAUCCUGUUGAUAUGUUUUUCUUCCUCAGAUCUUGGGAAAUGAUUAUUCUUGAAAGAACAAACUGAAGCACAUUUUGCAUUCAUCUGUGAAAAUGCAUCUUGUACAGUCAAGCAAGUGCUUAUGCAGUAGCAUUGUGAAAUGUAAUAACCCUUAAUUGCACAACUGCUUAUUUAUGCUAAAUUAAUAUCUUGUCACUGUACCAGCCACUAUGUAACCAAUAACUGAGAACAAUGUAAUACCUCUCUCUUUAAUUAAACCCUAUUCUGAAACUUG